AUGGUUGUGAAGGUGUAUGGCCCAGACUAUGCUACCACUAAGAGGGUGAUAGUGUGUUUGAUAGAGAAGGAAGUUGAGUUUGAAACAGUGCACGUUGAUGGCUUUAAGAAAGAGCACAAGCAGCCUGAGUACCUCAAGUUGCAGCCAUUUGGAUUGUUUCCUGUUGUUCAAGAUGGUGAUUAUACUAUUUAUGAGUCACGGGCAAUACUGAGAUAUUUUUCAGAAAAGUACAAAAAUCAAGGGACUGAUUUGUUGGGGAAGACAAUAGAGGAGAGAGGACUUGUGGAGCAAUGGCUUGAAGUUGAAGGCCAUAACUAUAACCCACCAAUCUACAACUUGGUGGUGAAUAUUAUGGUUCCGGCAUUAUUUGGAGAACCAUCGGACCCAAAGGCUAGUGAAGAAGAUGAAGAAAAGCUUGGAAAAGUGCUUGACAUUUACGAGGAGAGGCUAUCCAAGACAAAGUACUUGGCAGGAGAUUUCUUCAGCCUUGCUGACCUUAGCCAUCUUCCUUUUACUUACUAUUUGAUGAAUCAAAUGAAGAAAGGGUAUAUGGUUAGACAAAGGAAGCAUGUGAGUGCUUGGUGGGAUGAUAUUAGCAACAGGCCUUCUUGGAAGAAGGUUCUCCAACUCUACAAACACCCUUUUGAAUCCCUUGACUAG
Sphenostylis stenocarpa is the source of this 660-nucleotide messenger RNA. The record is from the annotation of a GenBank genome assembly. Lineage: Eukaryota; Viridiplantae; Streptophyta; Magnoliopsida; Fabales; Fabaceae.